GCGGUGCUGGCCGACGUGAGCUACCUGAUGGCCAUGGAGAAGAGCAAGGCCACGCCGGCCGCGCGCGCCAGCAAGAAGAUCCUGCUGCCCGAGCCCAGCAUCCGCAGUGUCAUGCAGAAGUACCUGGAGGACCGGGGUGAGGUGACCUUUGAGAAGAUCUUCUCCCAGAAGCUGGGUGAGUACAAUGGGGCCUCCAUGGACUUCCCACCACGUAUCAAGAAAUAUGAGAAGCUGGAGACGGAGGAGGAGCGCCUGGCCUGUAGCCGGGAGAUCUUCGACACCUACAUCAUGAAGGAGCUGCUGGCCUGCUCACACCCCUUCUCGAAAAGUGCCACUGAGCAUGUCCAGGGCCACCUGACGAAGAGGCAGGUGCCUCCGGAUCUCUUCCAGCCAUACAUCGAAGAGAUCUGUCAGAACCUCCGAGGAGAUGUGUUCCAGAAAUUCAUCGAGAGUGAUAAAUUCACACGAUUUUGCCAGUGGAAGAAUGUGGAGCUCAACAUCCACCUGACCAUGAACGACUUCAGCGUGCACCGCAUCAUUGGGCGAGGGGGCUUCGGCGAGGUGUAUGGGUGCCGGAAGGCCGACACGGGCAAGAUGUACGCCAUGAAGUGUCUGGACAAGAAGCGCAUCAAGAUGAAGCAGGGGGAGACCCUGGCCCUCAAUGAGCGCAUCAUGCUGUCACUCGUCAGCACCGGGGACUGCCCGUUCAUCGUCUGUAUGUCAUACGCCUUCCACACGCCAGACAAGCUCAGCUUUAUCCUCGAUCUCAUGAACGGAGGGGACCUGCACUACCACCUGUCCCAGCACGGGGUCUUUUCCGAAGCCGAUAUGCGCUUCUACGCAGCCGAGAUCAUCUUGGGCCUAGAGCACAUGCACAGCCGCUUCGUCGUCUACAGGGACCUGAAGCCGGCCAACAUCCUCCUGGACGAGCAUGGCCACGUGCGCAUCUCAGACCUGGGCCUGGCCUGCGACUUCUCCAAGAAGAAGCCCCACGCCAGCGUGGGCACCCAUGGGUACAUGGCCCCUGAGGUCCUGCAGAAGGGUGUGGCCUAUGACAGCAGCGCCGACUGGUUCUCCCUGGGCUGCAUGCUCUUUAAGCUGCUGCGGGGGCACAGCCCCUUCCGGCAGCACAAGACCAAAGACAAGCAUGAGAUCGACCGCAUGACGUUGACCAUGGCCGUGGAGCUGCCCGACUCCUUCUCCCCCGAGCUCCGUUCCUUAUUGGAGGGGCUGCUGCAGAGGGAUGUCAACCGGAGACUGGGCUGCUUGGGCCGAGGGGCCCAGGAGGUGAAGGAGAGCCCCUUCUUCCACUCCCUGGACUGGCAGAUGGUCUUCUUGCAGAAGUACCCUCCGCCGCUGAUCCCCCCACGAGGGGAGGUGAACGCCGCCGAUGCUUUCGACAUUGGCUCCUUUGAUGAGGAGGACACGAAAGGAAUCAAGUUACUGGACAGCGACCAGGAGCUCUACCGCAACUUCCCCCUCACCAUCUCCGAGCGGUGGCAGCAGGAGGUGGCAGAGACCGUCUUCGACACCAUCAAUGCCGAGACGGACCGACUAGAGACCCGCAAGAAAACCAAAAACAAGCAGCUGGGCCAUGAGGAAGACUACGCCCUGGGCAAGGACUGCAUCAUGCACGGCUACAUGUCCAAGAUGGGCAACCCCUUCCUGACCCAGUGGCAGCGGCGGUACUUCUACCUGUUCCCCAACCGGCUCGAGUGGCGGGGCGAGGGCGAGGCCCCGCAGAGCCUGCUGACCAUGGAGGAGAUCCAGUCGGUGGAGGAGACACAGAUCAAGGAGCGAAAGUGCCUCCUUCUCAAGAUCCGUGGUGGUAAACAGUUCGUCCUUCAGUGCGACAGCGACCCGGAGCUGGUGCAGUGGAAGAAGGAGCUGCGCGACGCCUACCGCGAGGCCCAGCAGCUGGUGCAGCGGGUGCCCAAGAUGAAGAACAAGGCGCGCUCGCCCGUGGUGGAGCUGAGCAAGGUGCCGCUGGUCCAGCGCGGCAGCGCCAACGGCCUCUGACGCCCCUCCCCCGCCCGCCCGCCUUUUAUAAACCUCUAAUUUAUUUUGUCGAAUUUUUAUUAUUUGUUUUCCCGCAAAGCGGAAAAGGUUUUAUUUUGUAAUUAUUGUGAUUUUCUGUGGCCCCAGCCCCCAGGGAGGGGCCCGCUUGCCUUGGCUCCUGCUGCCACCAACCCAGCCACUGCCCAACUACCCUCAGCCCUGACCUCCCCCAGGGGUCACCCACUCCCAGUGUCUUCCCGUGGGGGAAGAGCUGCAGCCCCCCACCCCGUCCCUUCCUGGUGAUGGUGCCACCUCAGGCUCUGUGGGCCAUGCUCUGGGCCCACAGCACAGCUGGGUGGCUUCACACCCCACACCCGGGGGGGCCCGCAGCACAGGAAAACUGCCUGAAUUUCCCCAUCGCGGCCCCUCCUGCGACAGGGCCCUAGCCCUGCACUGUCCUGCCUCCAUCGGUUGGUGGAGGAGGACCCCGUUGUCUCCCUGACCCCAGUGACUUGGCCUCCUGCUCCCUCACUCGGAGAGUCCCUGUGUCACUGGCUGCCUCCAUUCCCACCUUCCUUGGACACUGGGGCUGGGCCAGGAGGGUGGCAUUGGCCGUCACUGCAGCACCCCCUCUUCCUCCCACCCCAAGCGCCGGGCUCAGGGACCACAGAAAGGCAACUGCGCCUUGUUCCACACUGGCCAGCCUGCCCUGAGGUCCCCCUGCCCCCGGACUGGGUGAGGCCUCAUCUGCCCAGGACCACAGCGCAGUGAGAGGGGCCGGCGGGGCUAGUCCUCACCGCCCCAGGCCAGUUGCUGCGCCCCCUGGGCUGACCAGCCCCAGCCUCACAUUUCGUCAGUGCCACCACCCACAGGGUGCCACCUCGCCCACCGCAUGUCCCCUCGUGCCAGUCGCGCUGCCGUGUGUGGUAUCGCGCCCUCUCCCCCCGGGGCUGGGUUGGCGUGGCCCCCCUCCCAUCUACUCGCUCCCCUGGGCGUUUCUUUGCCGAUUUUUGAAUGUGAUUUUAAAGAGUGAAAAAUGAGACUAUGCGUUUUUAUAAAAAAAUGGUGCCUGA
Molecule: messenger RNA, 3071 nt
Organism: Pteropus alecto (black flying fox)
Lineage: Eukaryota; Metazoa; Chordata; Mammalia; Chiroptera; Pteropodidae
Gene: GRK2
Product: G protein-coupled receptor kinase 2
Exons: 20
Coding region: 28-2019 (663 amino acids)
Biological process (GO): regulation of the force of heart contraction; protein phosphorylation; regulation of signal transduction
Molecular function (GO): ATP binding; G protein-coupled receptor kinase activity; G protein-coupled receptor binding
Source: RefSeq, a predicted model, not a curated record